AUGGCCGAGGAUGACAAUGACGAAGUUGGCAAUGGCGAGGGUGACAAUGGCGAGGAUGACAGUAGCGAGGAUGACAAUGGCGAGGAUGAUAACGGCGAGGAUGACAAUAGUCAUGCUCAAGUGCGCAUCACCCCUGCACGCAUGGGGCAGACAUGGAGAGGAGGGGGGACCGAUGAGUGCAUAAAUCGUUCUCAACCGCAUCCCACCGCACUGCACCCCAUUUUAUCCCUUCUUUUCUGCGAUCCCAGGUCAUGCUCAAGGCAUGCUCAAGUGCGCAUCACCCCUGCACGCACGGGGCAGACAUGGAGAGGAUGGGGCACUUCGUUGGGAUGGUUCGCAAACUACAUUGGCAAGCUCCCAGCACACCAGCUCAAGUUCCUCCUCGACCUGCUCUUCCAUCCCUCUAUCGGCCUUGGGUUGAACCUCGCCCGAUACCUUAUCGGGGGCAGCUUCAACCCCCUCCUCAGCCCCCAGUUCCUAACAGAAGCCUGCGAAGCCAUGGCGAUUCCUGGUUACUGCGUAACCGUGUCCGGGCCAUACGACUGGUCGGCGGAUUGGCGGCAGCGGAAGGUAUUGGCUGGAGCGAUCGAUCGGGGAGUGGAGGAGGUAGAGGCAGUGGCGUACUCUCCCCCUUGGUGGAUGACUGUCAGUGGGGACACUGCGGGGCUAAGUACCGGUAAGAGUAACUUAAAAAGAGGGUAUUACUUAGCGUACGCGGGGUAUUUAGCGGAUGUGGUCGCACAUUUCCGGGAGGAGUGGAAUGUGACUUUCUCGACGCUGAAUCCGGCCAAUGAGGCGCUAGAGGGGUGGUGGGUGCGCGGUAACCGGCAGGAGGGGUGUAACUUUAACGGCACGGAGCUCAAUAUGCUUAUAGCGCAUGUGGUGGGGACGCUUAAAAGGAGACGGUUGUUCGACCGGACAGGAGUCGCUGGUUUCGAUAGUUUUGCUGGGCGCACCUUUCAAAACUGGGAGGAGUUUUCGCCGUUAGUCAAAUCCUCACUGACCCGAAUCAAUGUGCAUGGGUACGUGUCUCCCCCGGAAAACGGCACAAACGCACGUGAUUAUAUCGAAGGCAAGUUCGGUCCCUUGCGGGAACAAGCAGAGGCCCUGGGGAAGGAGGUGUGGGUGUCGGAAAUGGGCCCUCUCUUUGUAACCGGCGACGACAUGGCGGUUAUGGUCAUGUGUUCUGGCACCAAGAAGCAGCGUAACAUCUAUACUGAUGUCUAA
Messenger RNA from Closterium sp. NIES-65, 1227 nucleotides. The record is from the annotation of a GenBank genome assembly. NCBI's taxonomy places the organism in Eukaryota, Viridiplantae, Streptophyta, Zygnematophyceae, Desmidiales, Closteriaceae.